GCCGGGCGGAAGGCACUAUUUUUGACCAGUGUGCUCCUGGUGCCGAGCUCGAAGAAGAGGUGCUUGAGCGCACUGAAGCCAGCGACCGCACCGACCGACUCGGCUCGCUUGGUCUCCAAGCAGGGCACUUUUUCCGAUAUGUCAAUUCUGCUGCCGCACUAGGCAACUGGUUUCGCGCAAAAAUCACCACCGAUCUUUCCGCACAGGAUUAAGCAAGACUCUCCGACUGCACCAUGGCGGACAGCGAAGGAGGGUCCGAACAGGAUGAUGUUUCAUUCCUUAGGACGGAAGACAUGGUUUGUCUUUCGUGCACUGCCACCGGCGAGAGGGUUUGUCUGGCGGCAGAGGGCUUUGGUAACAGGCACUGCUUCUUGGAGAACAUCGCAGACAAGAACAUCCCUCCAGAUUUGUCACAAUGCGUGUUUGUCAUCGAGCAGGCUCUGUCAGUGAGAGCCCUCCAAGAAUUGGUCACUGCAGCAGGAUCUGAAACAGGCAAAGGAACUGGAUCUGGACACAGAACUUUACUUUACGGCAACGCUAUCCUCCUCAGGCACCAGAACAGCAACAUGUACUUGGCCUGCUUAUCGACAAGUUCCUCAAACGAUAAGCUUUCUUUUGAUGUUGGUCUGCAGGAGCAUUCACAGGGUGAGGCAUGUUGGUGGACGGUCCAUCCUGCCUCAAAACAGAGAUCUGAGGGUGAGAAAGUGCGAGUCGGAGAUGACCUCAUUUUGGUCUCGGUUGCCACCGAGCGCUACUUGCACACUGCCAAGGAAAACGACAUCUCCGUGGUGAACGCUUCGUUCCACGUGACCCAUUGGUCAGUGCAGCCCUACGGCACCGGCAUCAGCCGCAUGAAGUACGUCGGCUACGUCUUCGGGGGCGACGUGCUCCGAUUUUUCCACGGCGGCGACGAGUGUCUCACGAUACCAUCCACGUGGAGCGAACAAACAGGGCAAAACAUUGUAGUUUACGAAGGCGGCAGUGUUAUGAGUCAAGCCCGCUCUCUUUGGCGCCUCGAACUGGCCAGGACAAAGUGGUCUGGGGGUUUCAUCAACUGGUACCACCCGAUGCGAAUCAGACACAUCACCACUGGUCGCUACUUGUGCGUCAAUGAGAACAACGAACUUUACUUGGUGCAACGAGACAACGCGACGAUUUCCUCAUCAACAUUCUGUCUGCGUCAAGAAAAAGACGAUCAGAAAGUUGUGCUUGAGGACAAAGAUCUUGAGAUCAUUGGUGCGCCAAUCAUCAAGUAUGGUGACAGUACAGUCAUCAUGCAACACGCCGAAUCAGGGCUUUGGCUGUCUUACAAAUCGUAUGAGACAAAGAAAAAGGGCGUUGGCAAAGUGGAAGAAAAACAGGCCAUCCUUCACGAGGAAGGAAAAAUGGACGACGGUCUGGACUUCAGCAGGAGUCAAGAAGAAGAAUCGAGGACGGCUCGUGUCAUCAGAAAGUGCAGCUCGCUUUUUACCAAAUUCAUCACUGGUUUGGAAACGCUCCAAAUCGACAGGAGGCCAUCGUUGUUCUUCCAGUCUGUUAAUCUUGGCGAGAUGGUCAUGUGCUUGGAGGACUUGAUUAAUUACUUUGCUCAACCAGAAGAGGAUAUGGAGCACGAAGAAAAGCAGAACAAGUUGAGGGCUUUGAGGAACAGGCAGGAUCUGUUCCAGGAGGAGGGAAUUCUGAAUUUGAUUCUGGAAGCCAUUGAUAAAAUCAAUGUUAUCACCUCGCAAGGAUUUCUCGUGUCCUUGGCGGGCGACGAGUCUGGCCAGAACUGGGAAAAAAUUUCUGGCUACCUUUAUCAAUUGCUCGCUGCCAUCAUCAUGGGAAAUCACACCAACUGCGCUCAGUUUGCCAAUUCGAACAGACUGAACUGGUUGUUCAGCAGAUUGGGUUCUCAGGCGUCCGGAGAGGGCACCGGAAUGUUGGACGUGCUCCACUGUGUGCUCCACGACUCGCCCGAGGCUUUGAACAUGAUGAGGGAUGAGCACAUCAAAGUGAUCAUUUCGCUUCUUGAAAAGCACGGCCGCGACCCAAAAGUUUUGGACGUGUUGUGUUCACUUUGCGUCGGUAACGGUGUCGCCGUCCGCUCUUCGCAAAACAACAUCUGCGAUUUCUUGCUGCCUGGCAAGAAUCUGCUUCUGCAAACUAUGCUGGUUGACCAUGUGGCCAGUGUGCGACCAAACAUCUUCCUUGGCCGAGUGCAAGGCUCAGCCCAGUACCAAAAGUGGUACUUUGAGGUGACGCUCGACCACAUGGAGCAAACCACCCACAUGAUGCCUCAUCUGCGCAUCGGCUGGGCCAACACGGCCGGAUACAUCCCUUACCCCGGCGGCGGUGAAAAGUGGGGCGGAAACGGAGUGGGCGACGAUCUUUACUCCUUCAGUUUCGACGGCGCCAAUUUGUGGACCGGCGGCCGCUGCACCACGGCCAUCCCCGAAAUGACUGAACCGUACAUCAGAAAGGGAGACGUGAUUGGCGUCGCCCUUGACCUCACCAUUCCCUGCAUUUCUUUCACUUUCAACGGUGCCCGAGUCAAGGGCACCUUCAGAAACUUCAACCUUGACGGCAUGUUUUUCCCUGCCAUCAGUUGCUCCUCAAAGCUGAGCUGCCGCUUCUUGUUUGGCGGAGACCACGGCAGGCUGAAAUAUCCUCCACCCGAGGAGUUCUCGCCUUUGGUCGAGAGUUUGCUCCCCAACCAAAUUCUUUCAAUCGACCCGUGUUUCUACUUUGGAAAUUUGAACAAGGGCGUGAUGUCAGGUCCUUGGCCAGUUGAGGACGACACUGCCUUUGUUCCUGUGCCUGUAGACACGACCACGAUUUCUCUGCCUAGUUACAUAGAGAGUAUUCGUGACAAACUGGCCGAGAACAUUCACGAAAUGUGGGCGAUGAACAAGAUCGAGGCUGGCUGGUCUUACGGCGAACGCAGAGACGACAUGCGACACAUCCACCCCUGCUUAACGCAGUUCGCAAAUUUGCCACCCGCCGAGAAACGAUACGACUCGCAGCUUGCUGUGCAAACACUAAAGACCAUCCUGGCGCUGGGAUAUUACAUCACCAUGGAUAAACCGCCCUCGCGCAUCAAGAACGUGCGCCUGCCUAACGACCCUUUUAUGCAGGGCAAUGGGUACAAACCGGCGCCACUCGACUUGAGCGCAGUGACUUUGACGACAAAAAUGGAAGAGCUGGUCGAUUCUCUUGCCGAAAACACUCACAAUUUGUGGGCCAAGGAAAGAAUCAAUCAGGGCUGGACCUACGGCCUAAACGAGGACCCCGACAUGCGUCGCAGUCCUCACCUUGUGCCCUACAACAAGGUCGACGACCUGAUCAAAAAAGCAAACAGGGACACUGCAAGUGAAACUGUGCGAACCCUGCUUGUUUACGGGUAUAAUUUGGAGCCACCAACCGGAGAGGCGCACGAAGCAAUGCUUGCUGAAGCGGCCAGAGCAAGGAGAAUUGAGUUCAGAACCUACAGAGUUGAAAAGAACUACGCCUGCACCAGUGGAAAAUGGUACUUUGAGUUUGAAGUUUUGACCACUGGUCCGAUGCGCGUUGGAUGGGCGAGAGCCGAUUGUCCCCCGGGCUGCCAGUUGGGCAGUGACGAGUUCUCUUGGGCUUUCGACGGCUACAACGAAGAAAAAGUUCACGGCGGCUCCGGAGAGACAUUUGGCAAACAAUGGGUAGUGGGCGAUGUUGUUGGCGUCUGCCUCGAUCUAAUUGAUCGCACGAUCAGUUUCUCACUCAAUGGUGAGCUUCUGAUGGACGCACUCGGAGGUGAGACUUCGUUUGCCGACGUCCAAGGCGACGCGUUUGUCCCUGCCUUCACCCUUGGCGUAGGCCAGAGGGCCAAACUCACCUACGGCCAAGACGUCAACUCGCUCAAGUUCUUCACGAUGUGCGGCUUGCAAGAAGGUUACGAGCCAUUCUGCGUUAACAUGAAGAGGCCAGUUACGUACUGGUACACAAAAGAUCAGCCAAUAUUCGAGAACACAGACGAUAUGGCCGACACCAGAAUUGACGUGACAAGAAUUCCUGCCGGCUCAGACACUCCACCUUGUCUGAAAAUCAGCCACAACACAUUUGAGACCAUGGAAAAGGCCAACUGGGAGUUCUUGAGACUUUCACUUCCAGUCAUUUGUCAAUCAUCUUUCAUUGAUGAGCAUGAGAAAAUGAUGAGGUGGCAGGAGAUUAAAAUCAGGCAGCACAGGCUGCUUUCUGAAGCCGACCAAGUCAGCCCUGGACACAUUGAGCAAAUUAUCAAGAGUGGUGGUUUCAACAUGAACGACAUUAAGAGCCUCCAGAGGGGAUUUUCUGAAGACGGACCCGAGUCGGACGAAGUAACCGGAAGACCUGGUUUUCCCAACAGACCACCACGCAGGGCGUCAGUUUCAAAGACAAACGGUUAUGACGUUACUGAUCCUGGCAAGAGAGCCUUGAGCGAGAACCCGACAAACGGAUAUGAAGAACCCGACGACAAGAAGAAGAGAGGAAGGUCACCUUUCAGGUUCUUCUCCAAAAAGAACAGGGAUGCCAGCAAUGAUCGCGGCAAGAAAUUGGGCAACAACCUUGAAGUGCCCUCUGAAAGAAAUAAGCCUGUCGACAUGAAGAAAAACGCUGCCCUUAAUAUGUCAUCGACCGACUUGAAACUGGUUCCGCCCUCCGUACCUGACAGGCAACCCAAGGCUUUGAGUGGCUCCCUGUCCAACUCCAAGAUCGAGACCAUUGGCAACGAAAUGUACGACGCCGAUUGCCUGAAGCUGAUUAACGAGUACUUCUACGGAGUGCGAAUCUUCCCUGGCCAAGACCCGACCCACGUAUAUGUUGGCUGGGUGACCACCCAGUACCAUUUGCACAGCAAGGAAUUCAACCAGGACAAGGUCAGGACCUCUGGCGUCUUCAUUGUGGAUGAAAUCGGCGACGUUAUUGAAAACGUCGACCGCCAGAGUUGCUACAUGCUGAGGGCUGACGAAUUGUACAACGAGGUGACCAAUGAUGCCUCAGGAAAGGGUGCGAGCCAGGGUAUGUUUGUUGGCUGCUGCCUGGACACAGCCACUGGCUACAUGACCUUCCACUGUGAAGGAAAAGAGACGAAGCACAAGUAUAAGAUGGAGCCGGGAACUAAACUGUUCCCUGCAAUUUUCGUCGAGGCCACGAGCAAAGAUAUCAUGCAGAUUGAACUUGGCAGAACUUCCACCACACUGCCACUGUCAGCUGCCGUCUUGCAGAACUCCGAGAAGCAUGUCAACCCCCAGUUCCCUCCGAGGCUAAAAGUUCAGUGCCUGAAACCCCACCAAUGGGCCAGAGUGCCGAACCAGAGUCUCCAAGUCCACGCUCUGAAGCUGUCUGACAUCAGAGGCUGGAGUAUGUUGUGCGAAGACCCAAUUUCCAUGCUGGCCCUGCACAUUCCGGAAGAGGACCGGUGCAUUGAUAUUCUUGAACUUAUUGAAAUGGAGCGCCUUCUCAGCUUCCAUUCCCACACUCUGACUUUGUACGCUGCUCUUUGCUUCCAAUCCAACUACCGAGCAGCGCACACGCUUUGCCAACACGUUGGACAGAACCAGCUUUUGUAUGCAAUUAGGUCUGAGUACAUGUCUGGUCCGUUGAGAAGAGGAUUUUACGACCUUCUCAUUGCCCUCCAUUUGGAAUCCCACGCUACAACCAUGGAGGCUUGCAAGAAUGAAUACAUCGUGACUCUGAGCCCUGACCUCAAGGAAAUCUAUAGUGAACCUGACAUGUGCCACAGCCUCCACUCCCUUCGCACUGAAUCCGUUCAACCGACAAUGAAAAUGACAGACAUCAAUGAUACUAUUGACAACAUCAUGAACCUGUACAGUCCAUACUUCCCUCUCGAAGAGCUAAGAGAUUUUGCCAUGACUGCGCUGGAAGAAGCUGUUACGAUCAACCAGGUGCAUAACCGAGAUCCAGUCGGAGGAAGCAACGAAAACCUUUUCCUUCCGCUCCUCAAACUUACUGACAGGCUUCUGCUUGUUGGAACUUUGUGUGACGAAGAUGUAAUGAAGUUGCUUAUCAUGAUUGACCCUGACACUUGGGACCCUUCCUUUGAGAGAGAGGGCAAAGAUGAGCACCGCAAGGGACUGUUGCACAUGAAGAUGGCCGAAGGAGCCAAACUUCAAAUGUGCUACUUGUUGCAUCACUUGUGUGACGUUCAAUUGAGACAUCGCGUUGAAUCAAUUAUCGCCUUCAGUUAUGACUACAUAGCUGAAAUUCAGACUGAUCAACUGAGGCGUUAUAUUGAAAUCAAAGCAUCUGAUUUGCCAUCGGCAAUCGCUGCAAAGAAAACAAAGGAAUUCCGCUGUCCACCAAGAGAUCAGAUGAAUGCAAUUUUGGGAUUCAAAAACCUGGAAGAGGAAGAGAAAGAAAACUGUCCAUUGGGCGACGAAAUGCGUGAGAAAAUGAAUGCACAGCACCAAGCUUUGAUGGAAAUAGUGUCACUUAAUGCACUGAAGGAACCAGAGGAAGAAUGUGAAGCUGACAAAGUCAAGCCAGGACCGAUUCAGCGUCUUUACAAUUUGAUAAACGCCGUGAAAGAGCUGGAAGAGGAGCCAAAGGAAAUUCCUGAGCCAGUUAAAAAAACUCCCGAGGAGGUGUUCCGCAAGGUACUGAUCAAGACAAUUGUUAGGUGGGCAGAGGAGGCUAUGAUAGAAACGCCAAAACUUGUGCAGGAGAUGUUCGACUUGCUGGUUCGGCAGUACGACACUGUCGGUCAAUUGAUCAGAGCCCUCCAGAAGACGUACGUUAUUGCUGCCAAAACCAAAUCUGACGUCGAGCUGAUGUGGGUUGGACUGAGUCAAAUCAGAGCACUUUUGCCUGUGCAAAUGUCUCAAGAGGAAGAGGCGCUAAUGCGCACCAGACUUUGGAAAAUGGUCAACAAUCGCACUUUCUUCCAACACCCUGAUCUAAUCCGUGUCCUCCGUAACCACGAGAACGUCAUGGCCGUGAUGAUGAACACCCUCGCCAGGCGCGCUCAAGGUCAAUCUGACCAACAAGCUCAAGCAGCCAGUGCAGAAGGCGAAACUGCGGCUCCCAAAGAGAAGGACACUUCCCACGAAAUGGUGGUAGCCUGUUGCCGAUUCCUUUGCUACUUCUGUCGCACAUCGAGACAGAAUCAGAAAGCCAUGUUCGACCAUCUGGCUUUCUUGCUGGAAAACAGCAACAUUUUGCUUUCGAGGCCAUCCUUAAGAGGAAGCACUCCAUUGGACGUUGCCAUCUCCUCUUUAAUGGAAAAUACAGAGCUUGCUCUUGCUCUCAGAGAGCAUUAUCUGGAGAAGAUUGCUAUUUACUUGUCACGUUGCGGUCUGCAAUCAAACUCCGAGUUGGUUGAAAAGGGCUACCCUGAUUUGGGUUGGGAUCCCGUUGAAGGCGAGCGAUACCUCGACUUCCUCAGAUUUUGCGUCUGGGUCAAUGGUGAAAGUGUGGAGGAAAAUGCAAACUUGGUCAUUCGUCUGCUGAUCAGACGACCGGAAUGUCUUGGUCUUGCCCUGCGUGGCGAGGGCGAGGGUUUGCUAAACGCGAUUACUGAGGCCAACAAGAUGUCUGAUAGAAUAACCAUACAAAGAAAAAUGAUGGACGAGGCCGAGGGAACAAUGUCAACGGCUCACUUUGAUCAUCCCUUGCCCGAGGGAGACGACGACGAGGAUUAUAUUGACACUGGCGCCGCAAUUCUCAACUUUUAUUGCACCUUGGUUGAUCUUUUGGGAAGGUGUGCACCUGACGCAUCAGUCAUUGCCCAGGGCAAAAAUGAUUCGCUGAGGGCACGCGCCAUUCUCCGCUCGCUGGUGCCCUUGGAGGACCUCCAGGGCGUGCUGAGUCUCAGAUUCACCCUGCAAGCCCCUGCUGCUGGCGAAGAGCCACCAAAGAGCGACAUCCCGUCUGGUCUCAUUCCCGGACACAAGCAGAGCGUUGUUUUAUUCUUGGAGCGAGUUUAUGGCAUUGAAACGCAGGAGCUCUUCUACAGACUGCUCGAAGACGCUUUCCUGCCUGAUUUGAGAACGGCUACCAUGCUGGACAAGAAUGACGGCUAUGAAUCGGCGAUGGGACUGGCAAUGAAUCGCUAUAUUGGCAACUCGAUCUUGCCGCUGCUCAUCCAACACUCGGCUUUCUACAAUGAGGCUGACAAUUAUUCCAACUUGUUGGACGCCACCCUCCACACAGUGUACAGACUUUCAAAGAACAGGAUGCUUACAAAGGGACAGCGAGAUGCGGUUUCUGACUUUUUGGUUGCGCUCACUAGCCAAAUGCAGCCAAGCAUGCUUCUAAAGCUUCUACGAAAACUCACCGUUGAUGUCUCCCAGCUCUCUGAAUACACCACCGUUGCCCUCAGGCUGCUGACCCUGCAUUACGAGCGCUGCGCCAAAUAUUACGGCUCUACUUCAGUUUCUCAGAGCAUUUACGGCGCUUCGAGUGACGAGGAAAAGCGCCUCACCAUGGUUUUGUUCAGCAACAUAUUCGACUCGCUGUCCAGAAUGGACUACGACCCCGAGCUUUUCGGAAAGGCGCUGCCUUGCUUGACAGCUAUCGGUUGCGCUCUGCCUCCAGAUUAUACACUUUCUAAGAACAACGACGAAGAGUGCUACGGAAUCAAGUCCAGCAGCCCGGACGGCCCUUACGAUCCGCAGCCAAUCGACACUAGCAAUGUGCAGCUGAAUAACGAUUUGGUGAACAUCAUCCAGAAGUUCAGCGAGCAUUACCACGACGCGUGGGCGAGCAGAAAACUCGAGUUCAGCUGGCAAUACGGAGAACAGUGGUCGGACAGCUCUAAAACUCACCCGAGGCUCAAGCCUUACAGCAUGUUGGGCGAAUUUGAACGUGAGCGCUACAGAGACCCAGUGAGGGAAUCAAUGAAAGCUUUGUUGGCCAUCAACUGGAGCGUCGAGCACGCCGAGGUCGAGGACGAGUCGAGGGGCAACUCUGGACGCAGAGCUUCAAAGGGCCCAGGCGACACAAACAACCCCUUCGACUACCACCCCAGGCCUGUGGACAUGACGAACUUGACGCUCAGCAGAGAAAUGCAAAAUAUGGCCGAGCGUUUGGCUGAAAACGCGCACGACAUCUGGGCCAAGAAGAAGAAAGAGGAACUUCUUGCAUGCGGUGGGGCUGUGCACCCUCAGUUGGUGCCUUACGAUCUUCUCACCGACAAAGAAAAGAGGAAGGACCGCGAACGCUGCCAAGAAUUCCUCAAGUACCUCCAGUACCAAGGCUUCAAGCUCCACAAGCCUACACGAGGAGGAUCUGUCGAGAGUGAGGGUGGAACUGCCGGUGCAGCAGUGGAGCUGCGUUUCGCCUACAGUCUGCUGGAAAAGCUCAUUCAAUACACCGACACUGCGUCCAUCAGCAUGAAACUUUACAAACCGUCCAGCACAUUCAGCAGAAGAAACAGCUUCAAAACUUGCACCAGAGAUAUUAAAUUCUUUUCAAAGGUGGUGAUGCCAUUAGUGGAAAAGUACUUUAGCGCCAAUCGCAACUAUUUCAUCGCUGUUGCCACUGCCACGCACACUGAAGGAGCAGCCUCCUUGAAAGAAAAAGAGAUGGUUGCCAGCUUGUUCUGCAAGCUAGCCAACCUGUUGAGAACAAAGCUGGCAGCGUUUGGUGCAGAUGUGAGGAUCACGGUGCGCUGUCUGCAAGUCCUUGUGAAAUCAGUAGACGCAAAAUCUCUGGUAAAGAACUGCCCAGAAUUUAUUCGCACAUCUAUGUUGACGUUCUUCAACAACACUGCCGAAGAUCUGGGCCAUACUGUAUUGAACUUGCAAGAGGGAAAAUAUAGCCACUUGAGAGGCACCCACCUCAAGACUUCCACCUCCCUUCAAUAUGUGGACGGAGUCAUUUUGCCAGUGUUGACAGAAAUGUUUGACCACUUGGCGGCCUGCGAGUACGGCAGUGAUCUUUUGCUUGACGACAUUCAGUGUGCGGCGUAUAAAAUCCUGGCUGGUCUGUACACACUUGGAACAGACGGAUCACUCACAAAUGACAGAAAGUUUCUGAAAAUUGAGCUGGGAAGACACAGACCAGCCCUUGGCAGCUGCCUUGGUGCAUUUUCGUCUUGCUUCCCAGUAGCAUACUUGGAGCCGCACUUGAACAAGCAAAAUCAUUUCUCAAUCCAUCACAGAAUGGCCGACCAUUCUUUGGAGGCUCAAGACGUGAUGGCGAGAAUGGACGCAACAAUGCCCACGUUGGAGACGGUCUUGGGCCAAGUGGAGGCGUACGUUGAGUCGGAAAAUACCCAUGCUGACGCGCCUCACAUAAUUGACGUUAUUUUGCCCAUGCUCUGCUCGUACUUGCCCUUCUGGUGGUCGCAAGGACCAGACAACGUUGGUGCCAAUCCUGGCGGAACGUACGUGACAAUGGUGACCAGUGAACACAUGAACCAGCUGCUGAAGAACGUGCUUAAAAUGAUCAGAAAGAAUAUUGGCAACGAGAAUGCCCCUUGGAUGACCAGAAUUGCUGCUUACACCCAACAAAUCAUUAUCAAUUCCUCCGAAGAAUUGUUGAAAGAUGUGUUUCUGCCUUUGGCUGAGAGAGUUCGCAAGAGGACAGACAAUAUGUUCCACAAAGAGGAGUCCAUGCGUGGCUUCCUGAAAUCUUCAGCUGACGACACCUCUCAGCUGGAGUCUCAGAUUCAAGAGGACUGGCAGCUGCUUGUUCGUGAUAUUUAUGCAUUUUACCCUCUGCUCAUCAAGUAUGUCGAUUUACAAAGGAAUCAUUGGCUCAGGAAUAAUAUCGCUGAAGCUGAAGAUUUGUACAAUCACGUUGGUGAAAUCUUCAAUAUCUGGUCAAAAUCACAGUACUUCUUGAAAGAGGAGCAAAACUUCAUUUCCGCCAAUGAGAUUGACAACAUGGUGCUCAUCAUGCCCACUUCCACCACUAGGAGAACUGCGGUUGUGAGCGACGGAGGAGCUGCUCAAGGGGGUGGAAAGAAAAAGAAAAAGAACAGAGAGAAAAAGAAGAACAAAGACAAAGAGCUGCAAGCGUCUUUGAUGGUUGCUUGCUUGAAGCGUCUGCUCCCAGUUGGUCUCAAUUUGUUUGCCGGACGUGAGCAGGAGCUUGUCCAGCACUGCAAGGACAGAUACUUAAAGAAAAUGCCAGAAUACGAAAUUAUUGACUUUGCGAAGACGCAACUCACACUGCCAGACAAGAUUGACCCUGCCGAUGAAAUGUCCUGGCAGCACUACCUCUACUCCAAAUUGGGCAACAAAAAGGAGCCCGAGGGCGAAAUUGCCGGUAACACACCGAAUAAUAAUGAGAAGACCAAGAUGAUCGACGACGUUGUCGAGAGAAUUGUGGCCAUGGCCAAAGUGCUGUACGGUUUGCACAUGAUUGACCACCCACAACAACAACAAAAAGGCGUCUAUCGUUCUGUCGUUUCGACACAACGCAAACGAGCUGUCAUUGCCUGCUUCAGGCAGGCCACUCUCCAUUCGCUUCCCAGGCACAGAGCAAUCAACUUCUUCCUGCGUUCCUACCACGAGCUCUGGCUGCAGGAUGAAAACGUUGGAACUGAGAUUAUGAUCGAGGACUUGACACAAUCGUUCGAAGACUCUGAACUGAAUAAGGGAGAGGAAGAGGAGGAGGGCAAGCCUGAUCCUUUGACCCAAUUGGUCACCACCUUCUGCAGAGGCGCCAUGACUGAACGAAGUGGCGCUUUGCAAGAGGAUCCGCUUUACAUGAGUUACGCGGAAAUCAUGGCAAAAUCCUGCGGCGAGGAGGAAGAAGAGGGUGGAGACGAGGGUGGCGAAGGUGAAGAGGGUGGCGCCUCUAUUCAUGAGCAAGAAAUGGAGAAGCAGAAACUGCUGUUCCACCAGGCACGUCUUGCAAACAGAGGCGUGGCAGAAAUGGUGCUCUUGCACAUUUCGGCCAGCAAGGGUCAGCAGAGCGAAAUGGUUAUGAAGACAUUGCAACUCGGCAUUUCGGUGCUCAGAGGAGGCAACCUGGACAUUCAAAUGGGUAUGCUGAACCACCUGAAGGAAAAGAAGGACGUCGGUUUCUUCACCUCAAUCGCCGGCCUCAUGAACUCCUGCAGCGUCCUUGACCUUGACGCUUUUGAGCGAAACACAAAGGCCGAAGGUCUCGGCGUCGGCGCCGACGGCGCCGCCGGAGAGAAGAACAUGCACGACGCCGAGUUCACGUGUGCCCUUUUCCGAUUCAUCCAACUGACCUGUGAAGGUCACAACCUCGAGUGGCAAAACUAUUUGCGAACCCAGGCUGGCAACACGACAACCGUCAACGUGGUCAUCUGCACGGUCGAUUACUUGCUGCGCCUGCAGGAGUCCAUCAUGGACUUCUACUGGCACUACUCGAGCAAGGAGCUCAUCGACCCUGCGGGCAAAGCAAACUUCUUCAAGGCCAUCGGCGUCGCUAGCCAAGUGUUCAACACCCUCACUGAGGUCAUUCAGGGCCCUUGCACACAGAACCAGCAGGCGCUUGCCCACUCCAGAUUGUGGGACGCCGUUGGUGGUUUCCUUUUCCUCUUCUCACACAUGCAAGACAAGUUGUCAAAACACUCGAGCCAAGUCGACCUCCUCAAAGAACUGCUUAACUUGCAAAAAGACAUGAUCACAAUGAUGCUCUCUAUGCUUGAAGGUAACGUUGUGAAUGGUACCAUUGGUAAGCAGAUGGUGGACACCCUGGUUGAAUCUGCAGCCAACGUUGAGUUGAUUUUGAAAUACUUUGACAUGUUCCUCAAACUCAAGGACCUCACUGAAUCCUCAAGCUUCCAAGAAGUUGAUUUGAACAAAGACGGAUGGGUGUUCCCCAAAGAUUUCAAGGAAAAGAUGGAGCAGUCCAAAAAUUACACUCCCGAGGAAAUCAGCUUCAUUUUGGCAUGUUGCGAAACCAAUCACGACGGAAAAAUUGACUACGUCACUUUCACUGAGAGCUUCCAUGAGCCUGCAACUGAAAUUGGUUUCAACUUGGCUGUGCUGUUGACCAACUUGUCUGAACAUAUGCCUAACGAGCCUCGCUUGGCGAGAUUUUUGGAGACUGCCGGUAGUGUGCUCAACUACUUUGAGCCUUUCUUGGGAAGAAUUGAAAUUUUGGGCGGAAGCAAGAAAAUCGAGCGUGUCUACUUUGAAAUCAAGGACACAAAUAUUGAGCAGUGGGAGAAACCACAAAUCAAGGAAUCAAAACGCGCCUUCUUCUAUUCCAUUGUAACCGAGGGCGGAGACAAAGAAAAACUGGAGGCCUUUGUCAACUUCUGCGAAGACGCGAUCUUUGAAAUGCAACACGCGAGUGGUCUCAUGUCGACUGACGAUUCCGGAGGUGUUGGAAAGUCACGCGAAACUUCAUACAACUACCUCUCCGAAGAGGAGGAAGAAAAGUGAGUAAAAGUGAAAAGGUCAAUAAGUUAUUUUAAAACCUUAAAAUCCCUCAGACAAGCAAGCCCGUUACAAAAAGGUGUUCAAUCUGCAAAGGGCGCCCUUCAUGCUUGCAUGGCCAUGUUCUCCCCUGCCAAUGUCAAACUCAAAUUGGCUGAGAUACAGCAGAUGAGUGUUCCUGAGCUGGUAGUCGGAUUCUUCAAACUUUUCUUCUACAUUUUCUACUAUUCAGGUUUCGGCGUUGCCACAGUCAUUCGGUACUUCACUGGUAUUUUGAUGUCGUUGAUGAGAGGACCUCAAGUUGAAGAGCCCGUUGUUGAGGUUAAGGAGGAGGAAAAGAUAGGUGUAAGAAGACACGCAUUACCAGCACCACCGGUGGCUGACGAAUCAGCUUCGCAGCAACUCGCCUUGACUGACUCUCCAAAAGACGAGGCUGCAGCAAGUGCUGAGGGUGAAGCUGCUGCUCCUAAGACCGUUGCUGAAGGAGAGGGCGAGGCCUCUGCAGAGGAGGGUGGCGAAGAACACAAAGCUGAAGGUGGCGAAGGUGGAAUUAUUUCGAUUUCAGACCUUCUGGGAGGAGAGCAGGCGAAACUGGCAGCCGCCGCUGCAGCCGAAGCUGCUGCCCAACAACAAGCAGCAAUGGCAGCUGUCGAGGCUGAGCAGAAGCAGGAAACUGUUAAAGAACCAUCUCCUGUGUCUCAGAUCAACUUUGGCGAGUACAGCAAGCAUUUUGUCAGCUACUUGGCUAGGAACUUCUACACGAUGAAAUAUGUGGCUCUGGUUUUGGCUUUCAGCAUCAACUUCAUGCUUCUUUUCUACAAGGUGACAACUUUGGGCGAAGAUGACGAGGACGAUGAUGAUGGAGGCGCCUCUCAACAAAUGGAGGACUUGAUUGAAGAGCUUUCUGGAGAAGUGACGAACUCGACAGAGGGGCUUGACGACGGCGAUGAUGAGGACGAAGAAGACCCUAUUGAAUUAGUACACGUGGAUGAAGAUUUCUUCUACAUGGAGCAUGUCUUACGCUUGAUGGCCGCUAUUCACUCUCUGGUCUCUUUGGCUAUGCUCAUCGCCUACUACCACCUGAAGGUUCCAUUGGCUAUUUUCAAGCGCGAAAAGGAAAUCGCUCGCCGGCUAGAGUUUGACGGUCUUUACAUUGCAGAGCAGCCCGAGGAUGACGACAUAAAAUCGCACUGGGAUAAACUCGUCAUUUCCGCAAAGUCGUUCCCUGUAAAUUAUUGGGACAAGUUCGUCAAAAAGAAGGUGCGCACAAAGUACAGCGAAACGUACGAAUUUGACGCAAUUAGCAACAUGCUUGGAAUGGAGAAAACGUCAUUUGCUGCCGCUGACGAAGAAAAGCCAACCGGAAUACUCAACAUGAUUCUCAAUAUCGACUGGCGCUAUCAAGUUUGGAAGGCUGGCGUUACUAUCACAGAUAAUGCUUUCCUAUACAGUUUAUGGUACUUUACAUUCUCUAUCCUUGGAAACUUCAACAACUUCUUCUUUGCGGCCCACUUGCUUGACGUUGCAGUCGGUUUUAAGACAUUGAGAACCAUCUUGCAGUCAGUAACACACAACGGAAAACAGCUCAUAUUGACUGUCAUGUUGCUGACUAUCAUUGUGUACAUCUACACCGUCAUUGCUUUCAAUUUCUUCCGCAAAUUCUACAUCCAAGAGGAAGACGAUCAAGUCGAUAAAAAGUGUCACGACAUGGCAACUUGCUUUGUGUUCCAUUUAUACAAGGGAGUACGAGCUGGUGGCGGUAUUGGUGACGAAAUCGGAGACCCUGACGGAGAUGAUUAUGAAGUUUACCGUAUCAUGUUCGACAUCACGUUCUUCUUCUUUGUCAUUGUCAUCCUGCUGGCCAUCAUUCAGGGUUUGAUCAUUGACGCCUUCGGCGAGCUCCGUGACCAGCUUGAGAGCGUGAAGGAGGACAUGGAGUCCAACUGCUUCAUUUGCGGCAUAGGAAAAGAUUACUUUGAUAAAGUUCCGCACGGAUUCGACACUCACGUUGCACAGGAGCAUAAUUUAGCCAACUACAUGUUCUUCCUGAUGCAUUUGAUCAACAAACCUGACACAGAAUACACAGGUCAGGAGACCUACGUGUGGAACAUGUAUCAGCAAAGAAGCUGGGACUUCUUCCCAGUCGGAGACUGCUUCAGAAAGCAGUACGAAGACGAGCUGGGUGGCGGGGGUGGAUAAGUGACCAACCCCCAGCACAUUUUAUAAUUCAAUCACCCCCUUUCUCUCUUUUGUAUAAUAAUCUCAUCAAUUUCAAUCUGUAAUGGUAAUAAAGAUUUCCUUGUUGAUUUGUGGCCCUUAGAGUACUUCCCGUCCAUCUCAAGUGGCUCUCUCGUGAACCUCUCUCUUGCCCUCGUGUUAAAAUGUAAGACACACGUUUGAUAAAUUAAGUGGUUGUGACUUAAUAAGGACGCAUGAUGUACUUGCCCACUUCCUUGCGUUCUCAAUAAUAAUAAUAUUAUAAAAAAGAUUAACCGACCCAGUAGCUUUUAUCAUGUUGUAUCUUUUGCAAGCAAUCCCCGAGAAAUUUUAAGAAGGCAUGCGGAAAUAAAAGGGGACUGUACUCACCAGUAACAGUGCCUUUAAAAUCCUUGGGCACCUAGAUAAUUCAAAGUUAUGAGAAAAUGUUGUUUAGACUUAUAAAUAAAAUAUUCAAAUCUUCUGAGAUAUGUUGAGACAUA
Molecule: messenger RNA, 16024 nt
Organism: Neocloeon triangulifer
Lineage: Eukaryota; Metazoa; Arthropoda; Insecta; Ephemeroptera; Baetidae
Gene: RyR
Product: ryanodine receptor
Biological process (GO): calcium ion transmembrane transport; intracellular calcium ion homeostasis
Cellular component (GO): calcium channel complex; Z disc; sarcoplasmic reticulum membrane
Molecular function (GO): ryanodine-sensitive calcium-release channel activity; protein binding
Source: RefSeq, a predicted model, not a curated record